Trypanosoma theileri is the source of this 2178-nucleotide messenger RNA. RefSeq lists its product as uncharacterized. Gene Ontology annotation, molecular function: protein binding. The transcript has a single exon. The record is from RefSeq and is a predicted model, not a curated record. The coding region runs from base 1 to 2178 and encodes 725 amino acids. Lineage: Eukaryota; Euglenozoa; Kinetoplastea; Trypanosomatida; Trypanosomatidae.
AUGGGUGUCGGUCAAAGCCGUGAACUACUGGGAAAAGUCAGUGAUGACCGUGUCUUUGUCUGUACUAAUCGUGAAGAGUUGCUGGACUUAUUAACAGAGAUGCAAAGUGUCCUUAUGCCAGAGAAUGAUGAUAUAGAUAAUAUGGAGGAAGAGAAUGAGGCGCAAGGAGUGGAUGAGGCCAAUGAUAGUGGUAAGGAUGAUAACAUCAACAACACAGGUGCUGAUGAUGAGGAUGAUGAUGAUGAUGAUGAUGAUGAUAACGAGAAGAAAGAAGAUAAUCAAAAGGAUGAGCAACAACAACAAGAACAAAUUGAAGAUAAAGAGGAGAAUGUUGAAAAGGAGGAAGACGCAGAAAAUAUAGAAAUUGUGGAUGUUACUCCUAUAGAAGUCAUUCAUAUUCCAAAUCACUACUUGGGAGAUGAAGGUCUUAUCUUUGGUCAUCCUGCUGUAUUACAAGUCCUUGCUGCAAGUACUUCACUACGUUCACUAAACAUUGGAUUUAAUUCUCUCACCGCACGCUCUGUUGCUGCUCUUCUUGGUAAAGAGAUUGAGAAUCUCAACAACAAGGAUAAUGAUGAUGAUAAUGAUGAUAAUGAUGAUGAUGAUGGAAACAGGGCUGUAGAUGAUGUCCAUCUUAACAAUGGUGGUUUACCUCCCAAUCUGUUAUCCUUAAAUCUUGCUGGUAAUACUAUUGGACGUGAGGGAUGUGAACUUCUUGCAGGGUUUCUCGCUCGUGAUCCUCCACUGCGGGAACUCUCACUUUUUCAUAAUGGCCUUUACGACAGUGAUGUGGAACCUCUUCUACAUGCAUUGAAGACAAACACACACCUUCGUCUCCUUAAUCUUGACUACAACUUCCUUACAGGAGGUUUUCUCCGUCAGUUAUUGGAGUUAUUGAAAGAACAUAAUAGUACACUCGCUGUCGUUUUGUUUGAUGGUCCAUAUGAUAUGGAAACAUUUGAACGUAAACGUGAGAUUGUACAGCCAGAGAAAAUACCAGAUGCAAGUCAAGUUGGUGCUAAUGCACGAGCGUUACUACGGCAAAAAUUACUACGCGCUGAUCUCUCUGGUCGUAUUCCAUUUCCAGCAGAUCUUGUGCAGGAGGUGGAAACUAUUCUCGCCCCACGACGAGCCGAAUAUAUAGCAGAACUAGAAGCAGAAAAAGAAGCCAAAGCGGAAAAGGAAGCAGAAAAAGAAGCAGAAAAAGUGUUAGCUCUCUGGGGACAAAAUGAGGGAUGCUCCCCGAUUAGCUCUUCUCAAGGAUCUUCCAAUGAUGAAGAGGGAGGUGCAUUAGAAAAACAACAAAGCACAAUGGAAGAAGGUGAAGAAGAGGAAGAAAAGAAAAAAAAGAAUGGAAACAAUAAUGAAAAUGUUGUAGAUAAGAUGGGUAAUGGUACUGUGGGUGGUACAGAAGGAUUAAAUAAUGAUAGUACGAAUAUUACAGAUGUAACCCCUACAGGUAGUGCUGGAUGGACAACAUAUAGUAGUAAAACCAAAAAUGCCUCUGCUCACACCGCAUUACCAGAAGCCCAAAGUACAGAACGAUUAAACAGUCGAGCAGAUGAUUCUAUUACAAUCCCACCUGUUAAAUCUACUCGAGGACGUUCUAUUACAAGUGUGGCUGGUGCGAAGGCGGCAACGGCGGCGGCGGCAACAGAGGCAGCACAGGCAUGGCGAUCUAAACGUAAUGUUGAUACUGGUAAAGAAUUAUCAAACGGCUUUGAUCGAUUGGUGUUAGCACCACCAAUUCUCGCUCCAGGUGCGAAAACAGUUUGGCAUCGCGUGGAGGGUCCACCGUGUCGUUUACGGGCGUGUUGGUGUGAUCCCCGCGAUGCCCCAGUUCCCUAUGGUGGACAAUUACACUAUCAUUGUAAACAUGAACCCACCGGUGGGGAAUUGGGGGAUAUGGGUGCGGAUGGAGUUCCCCUCGCCGCUAAGCGAACUCGUGUGAAACACGAUCACAGCUCCGUGGUUCGACAAAUCACAUUAACAAAAGCAGGAGCCGCCAAUGGAAAGAGGAAAAAGACUAUUUAUGAAGGUUGUAAAGAGACAAGUCAUCGUUGUGAGUCGCUUGGAUUCUAUGGACGUCCAAAACCAGAUAUGAGUUCGGUAUAUUUCUUUGCAUCUCGUCACCCAAUGCAAGCACGUGCCCUAGUAAUGGAUAAUGAUGUUGAGUGA